This is a messenger RNA of Neohortaea acidophila, 3723 nucleotides long. RefSeq lists its product as uncharacterized. The transcript has a single exon. Gene Ontology annotation, biological process: negative regulation of transcription by RNA polymerase II. The record is from RefSeq and is a predicted model, not a curated record. Bases 198 to 3704 code for a protein of 1168 amino acids. Lineage: Eukaryota; Fungi; Ascomycota; Dothideomycetes; Mycosphaerellales; Teratosphaeriaceae. Gene Ontology annotation, cellular component: nucleus. Gene Ontology annotation, molecular function: DNA-binding transcription factor activity, RNA polymerase II-specific; RNA polymerase II transcription regulatory region sequence-specific DNA binding; zinc ion binding.
CUGCCCGUGACAUAUCAACUUGCUGCACUCGCGUUCUCUCGACUCACUUCCUUUCUCUCGUUAAUCUUUGAACUGCUGUGACGACUUCUAAUUCCGCAUAGCCUGCGUCUUUUGCAAUCACGACAGAUUACACCGAGCAGACGAGCGACUUCAAACACGACAGAUACCCAACGCCGCCAGGCGCAAAGACCCGUAGUAUGGAGGCAGCAGCUACCGCUUCACAAGCCCCUCAACCCACAGACGGUCCAACCCGAGGUCAUCGGCAGCGACGGCCACGCAGAGGUCGCGGAAACGACAACUCCAAUUCGGCUCUAUCAUUCAGGCCUGCCAGUGUCGAGCCCUCAUCUGCACCCGUUCGAUCCGUCGCGGACAACGCCCCCACAUCACAGCGAGGCCGAGGGCGCGGACGUGGCAAACCAGCACAGCCUCGUACAGUCAACGGGCGAACCUUUGGUGGCCAGUUGACCCGACAGGAUACCAACCUUUCCACCGAUAGCACUUCCGUAAUUGCCUUGCAGCCGACGGCCGCAAAUUUUGUGCCUGGCCAGCAGCAGGACUCCACAACAUCACAGAGUCAACCGCCAAAACGGAAACAGCAGCCACCCAAACGCCGACUGUCGAAAUCCCAGGCCUCAGAUAUUGCCACUCGAACGCAUGAGGACAUAGAUCGUGGCCUGUACGAGUGUCCAAUAUGCACUAGCGAAGUGCGUCGCAACUCGAAAGUCUGGGCAUGCCACACUUGCUGGACCGUCUUCCAUCUCGCGUGUAUCAAGAAAUGGUCGACGAACGAAGGUGCCGCCGCUGCUCAGCCAACUGCUCAAGAUGGCAACGAUCCUCCGCCACGCAUGUGGAGAUGCCCGGGAUGCAAUCUACCCAAGACUGAUAUGCCGAAGUUGUACGCUUGCUGGUGUGGGAAGGAAAUCGACCCGAAACCAUUAGCUGGUCUGCCACCCCACUCAUGUGGCAAUACAUGCGGCAAGGAACGGGCCAAACGCUGUCCUCAUCCUUGCGAAUUGCCAUGCCAUGCCGGACCCUGUCCUCCGUGUUCACACAUGGGACCGACACAGAUCUGCUUUUGCGGCAAGCACGAAGUCACGAAACGAUGUUCCGAAACCGACUACGACUCCGGCUGGAGUUGUGGUGAGCUAUGCGGCGAGACCAUGCCGUGUGGCGAGCACCUUUGCAGUAGGCCUUGCCACGAGGGUCUCUGCGGGGCUUGCGAGGUUCGGAUGUACGCCCGGUGCUAUUGUGGACAGAUGGAGAAGGACAUACUUUGUGAUGACAGAGGCGAGGGGCGGGAGAGUCAAGUCAGCCAUGUCACCGGUGAUGUCGAUCCCGUAGUCGAAAGCUGGACGGGCUCGUUCGAUUGUGGCAAUGUGUGUGGCCGUGAAUUCGACUGCGGACUACACAAAUGCGAGCAAAGAUGCCAUCCGCAGGACACGGCAUCACCGCACUGCCCUCGCUCACCUGAGCUCGUCACUCAUUGUCCAUGCGGGAAGACACCCUUGCAGACUCUGACUGACGAAACUCGACAACAUUGCUCCGAUCUUAUUCCGCAAUGCAAGCAACCUUGCGGCAGAAUCCUUUCUUGCGGUCAUCAAGACGAGCAAGUUUGCCAUCCCGGUGCCUGCUCGCCUUGUACCAAGAAAGUCGACAUUCGGUGCAGAUGCGGAAGGACUUCGUUCAGUGUGAUCUGCCACGAAGGCCAACAAGAGACACCUCAAUGCGGGAGAGUUUGUAAAGCCCUGCUCAACUGCUCCCGACACCAGUGCGAUGAAGUCUGCUGUCCCGGAGAGCGCAUGGCAGCGGAGCGGCAGAAUUCGAGACGGAAACAGCGAUCUCUGGCCGCCCUUUCCCACCCGUCGAUCGAGGAUUUUGAAGCAGAGCACAUCUGCACUCUUCAAUGCGGUAGACUGCUCAAGUGUGGAACACAUCAUUGCACCGAGCUUUGCCAUCGGGGACCAUGCGGCACUUGUCGCGAGGCAGUCUUCGAGGAGAUCAGCUGUCAUUGCGGCCGCAGUGUCUUGCAGCCUCCGCUUCCGUGUGGAACCAAGGCGCCUCCUUGUCGAUACCCUUGCACCAGGCCAAAGCUUUGCGGCCACCCUUCUGUCGCCCACAACUGCCACCAGGAUGACGAAGCGUGUCCGAAGUGCCCGUAUCUCCUCGAGAAGCCUUGUAUGUGUGGGAAGAAGACCGUACGAAACCAGCCUUGCUGGCUGCAGGACGUCAGGUGCGGUGAGAUUUGCGGAAAGAUGCUGAAGUGCGGCGCUCAUCACUGCCGAAAGACAUGCCAUCGGGUCGGCGAAUGCGAAGACGCAAAUAACCAGCCUUGUCAACAGCCCUGCGGGAAGCUCAAGAAAGUGUGCGGCCAUCCAGACAUGGAGAAUACAUGCCACGCACCAUUCGCUUGCAAAGAGGACAAGCCUUGCCAGAGCAAGAUCUACAUCACCUGCGAGUGUCAACUACAGAAACAAGAAGCUCGCUGCAGUGCUUCGAGGAGCAAUCCAGGCAAUGCUGGUAAAACGCUUCCUUGCACCGACGAAUGUGCCCGGCUUGAACGCAAUCGCAAGCUCGCUCUGGCCUUGAACAUCGACCAGUCGGCACACGUAGAAGGAGGAGAUCACAUCCCGUACUCCACGGAAACGCUCAACCUCUUCACGGAAGACGUCAAAUGGGCGCAGACGCAAGAAAGGGAAUUCCGCGUCUUUGCAGCGUCAGCGGACGAGAAACGCCUGCGUUUCAAACCCAUGCAGUCAUCUCAGCGGGCUUUUAUCCACGCGCUUGCCGAAGACUACGGCUUUGACUCCGAAAGCAUGGAUCCCGAACCACAUCGGCACGUCAUGAUUUGGAAGACGCCGCGAUUUGUCGCUGCGCCUAGCAAGACUGUUGCGGAGGCUGUGCGGAUCAGAAAGGCACAGCGCGUCGUCAAUGUCUCGGACACCGAAGCUUCAGCAUCCACGGCAAAACGCACUGCUGCCUCUACUGCGCCGUAUAAUUGCUUCGUCAUCACCAAUCCACGUUUCGGCCUCAUGGUCGAUGAGCUUCAGGUGGAGAUUGGCGGUCUUUUGCACAAAGACAUGCCAUUGACGUUCGACAUUCAAUUCAUGCCCGGUGAAGAGGUGAUACUCAAAGCAAUAAGCACUAUGCACGGCACCGAUCUCCAAAAGCUGCUGCAAGAUAUCAAGCCGGAGUUUGCCCGCGUCAUCAAAGCGAAAAAUUUCGGGACGGCGGAAUUGGGAUGCAUUGAUCCGUCCAUGCAGGUCGUUAGACGGGAGUCGACGGAUCAUGCGGCUGCUGAUGGCUGGUCGAAGGUUGCGGCCAAGAAGGCUGCAUCGAGAGUCACUGUGGCUCCGAAAGCUUCUGUUGGAAGCAAUGCCUUCUCCGCCCUGGGUGGCAACAAAGUCACCUUCUCGAAGAAGAAGCCGGAGAAAGUGAAGGUCAAGAAGGAGGUGGUGGUUGAUGACUGGGAGGCUGCUGAGCUGGAGGAAGAGGAGAAGGAGCGGGUGGUGAGUGAUGCCAGCGAUCAUGAGAUCACGAACGUCGAAGGUAGCGUGGUGGAAGCCGCUCCGGUCGCAGACUCAGAGAGGGUCGUCGUUGAAGAGCCAGCUGCUGGGACUGACAGCCAUGAAGCGUCGGCAAUCCCUGUGGAGCAUAGCGAGGAGGUGAAAGAGGAAGCGGCACCUCCCACCACUGCAGAAGAAUAGGGCAAUACUCACAUGACCA